AACAUGUGAACUAUGACUUAAGCCGAUAAUAUAAAGGGUUAUCUGAGCUUCUGCUGCCAUGACACAGUCGGUUGUUGUCCAGGUUGGACAGUGUGGAAACCAGGUCGGCUGCAGGUUUUGGGAUCUUGCUUUGAGAGAACAUGCUCACGUCAAUAAAAAAGGAUUGUAUGACGAGGCCCUCAGUAGCUUUUUCCAGAAUGUGGAUUCAAGGAGAAGUGAUGGGAGAGGUUGUGGUGUUGGUGGGAGAAUCCAACAUCUGAAGGCCAGGGCAGUGCUGGUGGACAUGGAGGAGGGAGUGGUCAAUGAGAUCCUGCAGGGCCCUUUGAGAGAGGUGUUUGACAGCACGCAGCUCCUCACAGACGUGUCCGGUUCAGGCAACAACUGGGCAGUGGGACACAUGACCUAUGGCUCAGCCUACAGGGAGCAGAUAGUGGAUAAGCUGAGGAAGGCAGCAGAACACUGUGACUGUCUGCAGUGCUUCUUUCUCAUCCACUCAAUGGGUGGAGGAACGGGCUCUGGACUGGGGACCAGAGUGCUGAGCCUGCUGGAGGAAGAGUUCCCAGAGGUGUGUCGAAUUGUCACCUCCAUCUACCCGUCUGCGGAGGAUGACGUCAUCACCUCUCCAUACAACAGCGUCCUGGCCAUGCGAGAGCUCACAGAGCACGCUGACUGUGUCCUGCCUGUAGAGAAUCAGUCAUUGGUCGAGAUCGUGAACAAGAUCAAACACAUGUCUCAUGGUGCAAAGCCUGGGGCGACGAUCAGGAGAGACAGCACCGUCAUCUCUGGGCAGGGCGGCCUCAGUGGGGCAGAGAAGCCCUUUGAUGCCAUGAAUAACAUUGUGGCCAACCUGUUGCUCAAUAUGACCAGCUCGGCCCGUUUUGAGGGUUCCCUCAACAUGGAUCUGAACGAGAUCGCCAUGAACCUGGUCCCCUUCCCUCGUUUACACUACCUGGUUCCCAGUCUCACCCCUCUCUACACACUGGCUGAUGUCAAUGUCCCCACCAGAAGACUGGAUCAGAUGUUCAGUGACGCCUUCAGUAAAGAGCACCAGCUCAUCCGAGCCGACCCCAAGCACAGCCUCUACCUGGCCUGCGCCCUCAUGGUCCGGGGCAACGUUCAGGUGUCCGACCUCCGCAGGAACAUCGAGAGGCUGAAGCCUUCUCUGCCCUUUGUCUCGUGGAAUCAGGAGGGCUGGAAGACGGGUCUGUGCUCUGUCCCUCCUGUGGGUCACUCUCACUCCCUGUUAGCUCUGGCCAACAACACCUGUGUGAAGCCCACGUUUAUGGAGCUGAGAGAACGCUUCACCAGGCUCUACAGGAAGAAGGCUCACCUACAUCACUACCUGAAUGUGGAGGGGAUGGAGCAGAGCUUCUUCUCAGAGGCUGUCACCUCUCUCAGCUCACUGAUUGAAGAGUAUCAUCAUCUGGACGCCACCAAGCUGAAACUGAUGCCCGACGCACCCAGACUCUGCAUCGCUACAUGA
Molecule: messenger RNA, 1483 nt
Organism: Scomber scombrus (Atlantic mackerel)
Lineage: Eukaryota; Metazoa; Chordata; Actinopteri; Scombriformes; Scombridae
Gene: tube1
Product: tubulin, epsilon 1
Exons: 12
Coding region: 59-1483 (474 amino acids)
Biological process (GO): microtubule cytoskeleton organization; mitotic cell cycle
Cellular component (GO): cytoplasm; microtubule
Molecular function (GO): GTP binding; structural constituent of cytoskeleton
Source: RefSeq, a predicted model, not a curated record